Messenger RNA from Lolium perenne, 507 nucleotides. RefSeq lists its product as uncharacterized. The record is from RefSeq and is a predicted model, not a curated record. NCBI's taxonomy places the organism in Eukaryota, Viridiplantae, Streptophyta, Magnoliopsida, Poales, Poaceae.
UAUAUAUAUGAGGCGAUGUAUGCUGAUGGAGGCACACAACAAAGAAGUGAAAUGGCAUCCAAAGUGGUUCUCGUGGCUCUGGUUUUGGUCGCGCUUGUUGCCAUCGCCAUGGCCUCCGGCGAGAGCGGCCACGCCAUGCCGCUCCACCCCCGCGCCGAGCAGAGCCUCAGUUGGAUGAACGGCAUGAAGGGAGGGCCGCCUUCGGGUAUGCAGCCAUCGGUUACUACUGUCACCAUUCCUGAACGUCCUACCAUGAUUGGCGAGGAGGAAGGCAAGUUCAUCGCGCCCGUGCCGUCUUUCAACCGCCCGGUGCCCCGUCCUCCAAGCGCUCCCUGAUUAAAUCACAUCAAACCUGAACCGUCAGUGCCUCGGUCGAAGUUCACUGACGCCUUGGGAAGAAUUGGUUCAUGGAUGCUUGUAUCCGUACGCGUACGCGCGAUGCCAUUUUCGUUCAAUAACUGUAAGGCAGGCAUGGAAGAAAACGAAACAGUGAGCAUUUUGCCUUUA